This is a messenger RNA of Nasonia vitripennis (jewel wasp), 1254 nucleotides long. RefSeq lists its product as uncharacterized. The transcript is spliced from 5 exons. The coding region runs from base 197 to 895 and encodes 232 amino acids. The record is from RefSeq and is a predicted model, not a curated record. NCBI's taxonomy places the organism in Eukaryota, Metazoa, Arthropoda, Insecta, Hymenoptera, Pteromalidae.
CCCUCGACUGUCGACUGGUCGAUCCGUCAUUUACAUGGCUUCACUGUGGUAGAGGCUGAUAAAUGACAGUUCGUGAAAAUGUUGAUAAAUUUCAAGUUUUCUUCCAGUAAACAACGGACCGCUGCCUGAUAUUAUGAUUCAUCGGAGCGUCGUCGCGGCUGGAAGUUUCAAUUUCAAGGAAAUCGGAUAAGAAGGGAUGUUUUUGAUUUUGCGACUGUUUAACAGUAUUCUCUUCGUCGUCGCCAAUGUCUCCGUCGCCCUUUACACGCUGCAACGAUUUUUCCGAGCGAUGAGAACGCAUUAUCAGAUGGUCGACGAAGUCGAAGAGUAUAGUAACCUCGUCGAUCAAUCCCGUGCCAGUCUCGAUUAUGUCGGCGCCAAAGUGAUGGAGGCGUUGCGAGAAAUGGAGUCGGACAUCGGAAAGGAAGUCUACGUGACGCACAACCUGACGAAGCUCAGCACCAAAAUCGCAUCCGUCUCCAGGAGAUUCGCCGAGCUCGAAGAGGGCAUCAUCGAGCUAGCUCGACUGAGCCACAACAUGGAGAACGCGACGGUCGAGACCCCGUCGGACAUCAACGAGGAGGUCCGCCGAAUCCUGACCAGUCUGAAACGUCACAAGUCCUCGGCGGCGAGCGAACAUAAUCAGCGUCCUCAGAGUCAUCAGAGGAGGACGACCAGGAUGUCGCGCAGUCACGUGACCAGUCCUGUCGAUCCUGUCCAGCAGUUGCCGGCUGUCGCGCCCAAUCCAGUGUCGAAGUUCACGGCUGUACGGCCGAGUAGACACAGGUCCAGGUCACCGGGACUGGUGCCCGAGGUGAUGCUGCUGGACGAACAACGACGUAGUCCUGCUGAUAAGCCCAUCGGAUUCAGACCGGCUUGGAUGUGUCCGGUUUGAUUAACUUUGGAUGUACUUUUGUUUUUGAAAAUUUUCGAGUGUCGUGUCUAUAGGUGAUUAUCGUUGCUCAAAGAUUUAUAAUUGGAUGUUCGGAGGAUUUGUAAAAAUUCAGAAAAUAAUAUAUCGUUGAUGUCAUUGAAUAGAGAGAAAGAGAUCCUUUUGUUGUACAAGUAUAUUUACAAUGUCUCAUAUAUUUCAUUUUAUUUAACUCAACUCCACAGUUUUUGGAUUUAUACGUUAUUACACGAAGAUAAAUUUUUACGAGGAACAACAAUAUGCGAACAAUAAAAUUCACUGAUCAGUUAUUAUAUAAAGUCCGCAAUAAAACACGCGUGAAAAUACAAUUUGCUUAUACACUA